Molecule: messenger RNA, 1001 nt
Organism: Theobroma umbraticum
Lineage: Eukaryota; Viridiplantae; Streptophyta; Magnoliopsida; Malvales; Malvaceae
Product: Ankyrin repeat family protein
Biological process (GO): positive regulation of protein catabolic process; protein ubiquitination
Molecular function (GO): protein binding
Source: RefSeq, a predicted model, not a curated record
AGCUUCUAAACCGAAACCCCCUCAAAAUCGUAGGUUAAUUAAUUCUCCGUAGGAACCAAAACAAAGAGAAAACAACAGAGAAAUAGCAAUUCGAAAAAAAAAUAAUGGCGGUUCCAGGGAGACGCAAUGGAUUGAUGGAAGAAGACGAGCACGACGACGAAAACGCUCUCUUUGAAGAAAACGGUCUGGAAAUGGACCUUGAAGCCGACACUCCUCCUCACCUCCGUGACCUCGCCGCCGCCGCCCAGCUCGGCGACCUGGACGCUCUUCGCCUCGCCCUAGACAACUUGAAUGGCAGCAUCGAUGAACCUGUAGAAGAUGGGGAUACAGCUCUCCAUCUUGCCUGCCUUUAUGGUUAUCUACCUUGUGUCCAGCUACUUUUGGAAAGAGGGGCUAAUUUGGAGGCCAAGGAUGAAGAUGGGGCAGUUCCUUUACAUGAUGCCUGUGCAGGGGGAUUUAUUGAUAUAGUACAACUUCUACUUGGCACCGCCACCAACGCUGGAUGUCUGAAAAGGGUGCUAGAUACAGUUGAUGCGGAAGGUGAUACUCCUCUUCAUCAUGCAGCACGAGGUGAGCAUGUGGAUGUACUACGACUGUUGCUGGCUAAUGGGGCUUCUCCAACAAAGACAAACAUAUAUGGAAAGAUCCCGCAUGAGCUAGCUGACCCUGAAACGGAAGCGUGGAGAGUUUUAGAUGCUGCUGCUGGGGCUGAGACCUCCUAAUAAAACUACAGCCGAUGAUUCCUGAAAAUUGUUUAGCUAGUGUUAGAGGAGCAUGGCUGAGUGGUGGCCUCUUUUUCCCGCCACUCUGCCGUGGUCAAUUGACAGCAAAUAAUUUUGAGGCUAGGAUGAAAUAUUUUUGUUCUCAUUUAAUUUAAUACAUACUAGUAUCUUAGGAGAAGAGAGAGCUUGUAAGUUACAUAGCUUUUUAGUGCUACCCUGUUGACUGUUGUUAAUCUCAAAGGAACAAAUUUCUUACAGCAAAUCAUAUUUUAUGUCUUA